AUUCAAACCAAAAGGGGGGGCUAACCCAUUAUCACUGUAGCCGUCCGCUGACUCAGAGGCCCCGCCCUUAACCCUAACACGUCAUGACGUCGGGCUACGUCACCGAUGUGUUUCACAGGCGAACUGGCUCUGUGUGUAUGCGUGUCUCCAGCUAGGCCAGAGAGUGAUGGCGGCGCCCGUCCUGAGAGUGUCCACCCCUCGUUGGGAAAGAAUAGCACGGCUUCUCGUUUGCCUGCUGGGCAUUCUGCUGUCUGUGUAUGCUUUUCAUGUUGAAAGGGAAAAGGCUCUGGAUUCGAGUUAUUCGGCUAUGUGCGACAUCAGCAGCUCCAUCAGCUGUUCUAAAGUGUUCAGCUCCAGGUGGGGCCGAGGAUUUGGACUCCUUGGCUCAAUCUUUGGGAAUGACAGUGCUCUGAACCAACCCAACAGUCUCUAUGGGAUUGUCUUUUAUGCCUUACAGCUCCUUUUAGGAAUGACUGUGAGUGCAAUGGCCGCCCUCAUUCUCAUGACGUCAUCCAUCUUGUCGGUGGUGGGUUCACUGUACCUGGGUUACAUCCUCUACUUUGUCCUAAAGGACCUCUGUGUUAUCUGCAUCACCACAUACGUGCUGAACGUCAUUCUCUUUAUUCUCAACUACAAGCGACUAGUUUACUUGAAUGAAGCCUGGAAGCAGCAGCUCCAGGCCAAGCAGGACUAAACUGUGGGGAAAAACCACGAGAAAAAUACAAAAACAACAACUACCACCACCACCACCACAACAACAACCACAACAACAACAACAACAACAACAACAACAAAAAGAAAUGACCUCUGAACAUUUGACUUGCCACCAGGAGACCUUGCUUCCAAACCAUUGUUUAUUCAGCUGUGUAUUUAAAAAAAAAAAAAAAAAAAAAAAAAAAAACAAAAUGAAGAAAUUUAACUUAAAUGUCGGGGCCUAACAUCUCACUGUUGAAUGCAAACAUAGACAGAUUUGUAAGUAAAGGAUGAUUUUUGUUUUUAUUGUCUUUGACCUUGUGUGACAUUUUAUUCAUUAAUGAAAGGGGCUGUGUUUGUGUGUGUUAUGUUAUGUAGGGUAACAGCACAACGACGACGACAACACAGGCAAGCAGAGGGCCACAGUACAAAGCAGUGGUAGACUGCUUUCGUUUGAACAAAAGCGAUUACAGCAAAGGGGGAAAAAAAAAACUUGUCAACUUUUUAUAUGUUGAGAGAGAGAUCCCAUUGCUGCACCGCAGUUCUGCACUUAAACCUUUAGAAUGAGUUCCAAAAUUAGUGUCCAAAUGUAUAUUAAAAAAAAAAAAAAAAAUACCCCGAACAUUUUAUGGCUCUUCCAGAUAGGUAUAGCAGGAUGGGCAGAAGAAGCUGAGUAACAUUUAUACAGAAUAGUUUUGUUUUCCUUUCCUUCUACUUUGUAGAACAUUUCUUUUUGAAAAGGACCACUAAAAAAAUAACGACGGGACAUGUGAGAUUUGUGUAGAUUUUUUUUUUUUUUUUUUUUUUUUUGCAAUUCUGUAAAUAGCUGCUGAGAAAUAUUCAAGACUAGAUUGUGAUUUUGUGUUGACACAGACUUUAAAGGGGAAAAUGACCAACCAACCAACCAACCAACCAACCAACCAAAUGAACGGUUAAAAAAACUUGGGACAAAAAGCGAUGGUCACAGCUCAGUCGGAAGAUGUACUUCUGUGAAUGUGAUUUUGCCACUGACACGAGUCAUUGUGACAGGAAUUUCACUUCUUCUCACCACCUUUUUUUUCUGCAUAAAAAAACACCCUUGUUUUUUUUUUUGGUUUUGUUACGUGAAAAGCAUUCCUGUCCACGACAUGUGUGGAUUCGAUAAAGACUUUUGUGCCUAAAGGAAUGCUGAGGUAUAUUACUGUUCUUUUCUAAAAAUGUUCUGGGUGGGGUAUAUACCAGAUUUACCAAUAAUAGGUUCAAGGCUUUAUUUCCAAUCAUACUAUCGUACGUAAUUUACCAUUAAAGUGUGUCGCUAUGAUUGACCUCUUCAGGUAGCACAGGCUGCUAAACUGUGAUCGUCUGCUUACGGACAGAGGGGCCUGGUAGCAGGACCAUGUUUUUUUUUAAUAAUUAAUUGCUCUAGUGUCCUCUUUAGUUUUUGUUCACUGUCCAGGCCUGUACACAAUUGAUAUCAAUUGAACUGUAGCAGUGAUUAUGCCAUGCUGAGUUACAGUUCUUACAGUCUGCAAAACACUAACUUCAUGGAAGGUUCUGUUAAAAAAAAAAAAAAAAAAAAAAAAAAGUCAUGUUGAGCAAUUUGUGUGAUUAUAUUCCAGCAAGACCAGGGGUAAAGGCUGUUGAUUGAUUACUGUCAAACUGAAGGUUCAUCACGGGUUACCUUAAUGUAGCAAGGGAUGUUGAGCAAUCACAGAUUGUCUGCGUUGCUAAAGUGACAGUAUCUCUUAGCCUUUGGUAACACACACGGGGCACUCGAGACAAUCUUAUACAGUCGAAAAAUAAACAAUGUGACACAGCUGUGAUGUGACACCAGCUCGGUGAUGUUUUGGCACUCGUGGUAAAGAGUCACUAAUACACUUGCUCUAUUGGUGUUGGGAAAAGUGCUUGCAGUGAUGUGCUUCCUGGGACAAAACAUUUAAGUCGGUGUAAAUGGGAAAAUUAGGGUGUUAGUGUUUCAAGGAUACUGUCAAGCUUUGAUUUUUACUUUCUGCUCACAGGGGCCCGUUCUCAUCUCAUCCCUUUUAUGGAUAUCACAGUGUUGACUUAACUGUUUUUUUUUGUUUUUUUUUUUUAAACAGCAGGGGAGUCCAACACACCCCUCCUCUGAAUUAACCAACAUUCAAUCAUGCACGGGAGUGCAUGACAUAUUUAAUUCCAGACACAUAGUUAAUGUAUUGACUUUAAGAAAAUGCUACAUGCCUCCUUUACUCAGCUGGGAAGGUGGGUUCUGCCAUUCCAUAAAGAAAUGAAUGUGAACCAGUGGCUGUCUGGAAGAAAAAAAACCGUGAACUGAUGUGUUAACUUGACGUGUUGUAAUUUAUACCAAUGUGCAUCUGAUUCCUUUUCAUUCAAAACAUUGUUUUUUUUUUUGUUUUUUAUUGUUCUAUUUCUUGUAAACCUAGCACAGAGAUUUGUUUAAAUCCCCUUUUAAUGUCCAGAAGUCACAAUGCCAUCGUUUACUAGGCUUUUUUUUUUUUUUUUUUUUUUUACUGUAACUACAACUGACGGGUGUAGAUUUGGUGGCCAGUCAUGUCAAAGGUUCAAAUUAUGAUAAAACAAAUAUUACACUAAGAUGUGCACUGUUACUUUAAAGGAAUUUGGAUGUCUUACAAUGUUUUUCUGAUAGGUCAAAAAAAAAAAACAAACAAAAAAAAAAGGUCAAUUGUGGAUACAGCAUUGUCACAAAUACUCCCUUAGAACUGCCAGGUUAGUUGUCACCAAUGCCAAUCAAAGUGCCUUUUGUCUGUUCACUAGGCCACGAGCCAAGGACGAGCAACAGUGACAGCAUUGUAAAAGAGAAUGGUGACUGUAUUAAGCACUUCUGCUUGCCUUCUUUGAGAUGUAAUCUGGUGAAUUGGCAAUUUCCCAAAGAGUCAAUAGUCCCUAUCGGAACACGAAUGAUAAGAAUUUGAAUCAAUGACCAUUUCAUUUUUUGCUUCUUCGACUACUGUCACGCACACGUCUCGUCUUUUUCCUCUGUGUAGCUGAAAAAAAAACCAUCUGUUCGCUGUAAACACACACCAUGUGAUUGCCAUGUUUCGACGGUUAGUAUUGCCCUUUGCUUUCUAUAGACUGUUAACAUUCUGGGGUUUAUUUUAGCUCAGACAAAAGGUUGAGAUUUAGAAGGCUAGGAAUCUGUGAUUAAGCAUCAAAUGUAAGUGGAAAAAUCGAGGAGGAGGACUUAUUAGGUUUGCUUCUGUAUUGCCAAAUGUUUUAAAAAUUUGUAUUUUCUUACAUGGAAAAAGUGUUACAUGAGUGGUUGGAGGGUGCUGCAAAAAAAAAAAAAAAAAAAAGGAAAUCCGUUCAAAUCCAUCCUAAGGGAAAACUAUGUAAAAGGUUGACAUGAGUAUGUUUUCUUUUUAAUUGUUUCAUUGUCACGUGGAGCCGAUGUACCAUUAAAACAUUCCCUCUGAA
Molecule: messenger RNA, 4107 nt
Organism: Cynoglossus semilaevis (tongue sole)
Lineage: Eukaryota; Metazoa; Chordata; Actinopteri; Pleuronectiformes; Cynoglossidae
Gene: vkorc1l1
Product: vitamin K epoxide reductase complex, subunit 1-like 1
Exons: 3
Coding region: 167-694 (175 amino acids)
Biological process (GO): peptidyl-glutamic acid carboxylation; vitamin K metabolic process
Molecular function (GO): vitamin-K-epoxide reductase (warfarin-sensitive) activity
Source: RefSeq, a predicted model, not a curated record